GGAGCUGGCAAAGGUAGGAAGCCUGAUCCAGACGCCUACCUGGCACCCUGGCUGAAGGGGUCUGGUAGGGGCUCAUAGACAGGGGGUACAGGAGACAGAAACUGAGAGAGACAGAGGGGGUGCUAGGGGGAGGAAGGAAAGGAGAUGGUGAAGAGAGAGAGAAAGGGAGAGAGAAAGUCAAAGAGAGGAUGGACAUGGAUGGAGAGGCAGAGAAACACAAUAUCCUGUCUGCCAAUGUCUAUAUGGCUUUGUUCAUAAUUGCAAAAAACUGGAAACAAUCCAAACAAUAGCAGGUGAAUGGAUCAACAAACUGGCACAUCCAGACAAUGGGACCCUCCUCAGCAGUAAGAAGGAAUGAGCUAUUGAUUGAAUCUCAUGCUAAGUGAGAGAAACCAGACUCAAAAGGCUCCAUGCUCUAUGAUUCCUUUUAUAUGAUUCUGGAAAAGGCAGGGGCAGAACACAGAGCCAUGGUGGCCAGGGACUGGCAUGGACUACAAAGGGGCGUAAAGGAAUUCUGGGGGGUGAGGGAGAUGAUCUGCUUCCCAACUGUGGUGGUGGCUCUAUGAGAUUUGUCAAAACUCGAAAACACGAAAAAGGGUGAAUUUUACUGUAUGUAAAUCAUACCUCAAGAAACUUGCCCAAACAAGGACAGAGGAAAGAGAGGGGAGGCUGGAGGUCAGGAGGAAGGCAGAGAGGGAGAGGAAAGACAGCACAGGGAAGAGGGCCUUAGUAGGUAGGGAACUGCAAGGGUGGUAAGAACCCCUGCUUCCGCCAUGGCCACAGCCCUACCAGCUCAUAGUGGGGGUUUUCCCAGGGCCAGGGGCCCUGAUCCAGGAAUCUCCCCCCUUUCAGCCUGGGAGCUCUGUCUCUACUGGUGGGGGGAUGUGGUCUUGGGCUUGGGCCAUCCCUGGACCACAAGGCUUGAGCCCCCACUGUAGCCCUGCCUUAGGGAGUGCCCAUACUCCCGCCCCAGAUCCUGUUACCAGGAUACUGCAGGGGAAAGCAUUUCCUGCCUAGAUGACUUGGCAGCUCCCACUGCCAUGGAGACCAGCUUGGAAGCUGGGAGGGCCUCAGUCUCCUUGGGCUGCUCUGACCCACAGGCGGGAGGAAGAGGAAGCCAAAGGGACCCCUCUACACCGGUGGGGUCCAGCCCCAAGGGUAGCCAAGCAAGGACCUAAGCCCGGAUCCACCCACCCAUUCCCACACACAUACACAUUUCCUGGCAGUGCCAUCCCUCCCUGAAUAGAUCUCAGCCGUAGAUCCUUCCUUAGUUGGAAAGUUGGGGGUUAGGGGAUCAAAGCCCCCACAUCUGUCUCCUCUCCCCUGCAGCCAUGUUUAUCAAAGUGAUGUUUGGAGCUGGCUGCUGGGAGCUGGUGAACACUUGGUGCAGCCCGGUGACCCUCACCGCCCACUUGAGGCAGAGGGGGCAGGUGCCCCCAGAUGCGGUCAUUGCCCUCCUGGCUGAGGAUGGGCACUUUGUGAGUCUGGAUGAGGGACUGGAGGAAGGGGCUUCCCAGGCCCCUUCCAUGGGCAGUGCCCUGCUGCAGGAGCGUGGGACCUAUGUCCUCGUGCAGAUCAUCAAAGGGGAGGGUGGGGCCCCCACCCGCUAUGAGUCCCUCCUGGAGAACCUGGAUGACCAGUAUCCAGAGCUAGCAGAGGAGCUUCGCUACCUGUCAGGCCUAUAUCCCAUGAGUGAUGGCCGGAAGAAGCGCACAAGCACUCGGCGUGGCCACCAGGAGCAAGGCCCCUCUUCAAGGCCACGAAGGAUGGGCUCCCUGCCAUCCAGGAUCCGCUAGCUGGGGCCAGAAGCCAGCCAGGUCCUGUGAUCUGGCACAUCACAGCCAAGUGGCUGAGCUGGACUCUGAUCCAAGGGGGUUGGCUGUGACCUCUGCCGUGUGUGAUCAGGCCCAAACAGCAGCCCAGGGGCAUUCUUCUUGCAGAAUCUGGACUUACUGAGAAGUUGCAUCAGCCCGAGGGGCAAGGUCACAGACCGGAUGUGAGGCCACCAAGGGGGGCCCCCCAAGAUGUGGGUGCAGAGAAAGGGAUCCAGAGGCAGAGAC
Molecule: messenger RNA, 2060 nt
Organism: Mirounga angustirostris (Northern elephant seal)
Lineage: Eukaryota; Metazoa; Chordata; Mammalia; Carnivora; Phocidae
Gene: CUNH22orf15
Product: chromosome unknown C22orf15 homolog
Exons: 6
Coding region: 1332-1796 (154 amino acids)
Source: RefSeq, a predicted model, not a curated record